AUGCCCCCCAAGCCGGCGCCGCCGUCCAAGGGCAAGGGCAAGGCGAGCGCUUCCUCAUCGGCGGAUCCCUCGACCGCCGGCCCUUCGACCACCCCACCUUCCCCCCCUCUCCCGGCAGCACCCGCCAAACCUGUGCACACGCCGUACAUGUUUGCCAACUACCCCGUUGGCUAUCACCUCACCCCCGACGACAUGGCACUUCUCGGAUACGGCCCGCCCGAGGAACGCUACACCAAGAAGGGCAAGGUAGGCGACACCCGCCGUGUCGUCAAGUACACCGCACCACCGCAUGCUCUAUGCAAGCGGUGCCGAAUGCGCCCCGGCCCCUGUUGGGUCGAGGCACUCGAGGUUGCAGUUGAAGGCGGUCGCAUGCGCAAUGGGACCUGCCACUACUGCUCGCAGAAUGGUGCCUGCGAGACGGGCACAAACAACAAGCACUUUUUGUUGGUGUUCCCAGACGCGACCACCAUGCUGUUCGUCCACCGCAACAGCCUCGAAGUGUACCGCAGCCAACACGUCGACGAGCGCGGACGCAUCCACAUCACUCAGUUUGGCGAGCCGCCAGCUGCUCCCCUCUCGCGCGCCAAGUCCCCUGCGCCCUCCACGUCCGCCAAGAAGGGAAAGGGCAAGGAGAAGGCAGAAGUUGCCGACUGGGACCUGGAGUCGGAGGACUGGGCCAUGGACCCAGCGGCUGCCAAGGACGGCUCAGAGGGCGAAGGCUCUGCCCUCAGCGAGUUGACUGAGGAAGACGAUGACGGCGUGAUGGAGGGAGGUCGCAUCGUGUACUACUACGACGGCGACCCGAGCCUCGUUCAUGCCGAGGAGGACCCGUACGGCUCGGACGGGUACGACGAGUACGGCUUCGACCGCGACGGGCUCGACAAGGACGGGUACAACGAAGACGGCUUCGACAAGGCCGGGUUCGACCGAGACGGCUAUGACGCCGAGGGCCACGACCACGAAGGCCGCAGCUCUCCCUCGGUAGCCGGAACUGACGACCACUCCACGGUCAUCAGUGUCGCCCAGCUGAACGGCAUCAUCGCCAGCCGUGAGCCAUCCGUCGAGUACGACGACCCCCUCCUCGAGCUCGCUGCUCUCCGAGCACAGAAGGAGACGUGGAAGGCCGCGGAGCGCAAGUGGGGCAUUUACGAUGUCUCGCUGCGUGCCGAGAACCACGACCUCCGCAUGCGGCUUACGCGUGCGGAUGAGGCCAACCACACGCUUAUCAAGCGUCUUCAGGUCGCCGAGGUGACCAGCCAGAAGCUCUCGCAGCGCGUCAACGAGCUGUCGAAGGAGCUGCACCCGGCGCCGAACGGGUCGGAGAUCGAGGACGAGAGCGAGGAGGAGGGCGAGUAG
Messenger RNA from Vanrija pseudolonga, 1356 nucleotides. RefSeq lists its product as uncharacterized. The coding region runs from base 1 to 1356 and encodes 451 amino acids. The transcript is spliced from 3 exons. The record is from RefSeq and is a predicted model, not a curated record. Lineage: Eukaryota; Fungi; Basidiomycota; Tremellomycetes; Trichosporonales; Trichosporonaceae.